CCGCCGCGGUGCCCGCGCGCCGCUCGUGCCCGCGCAGCGGCCGGGACGGAGCCGGGCCCGGGCUCGGCUCCCGGGCUCCCACCGCACCGCCCCGGGACCGGAGCGCCCCCCGCCGCGCCUGGGCACCCCCGGCCUGGCCCGGGCAGCGGGGGAGAAGCAGCCGCCGGCCCGGGAGCGCCAGGCGCGGUGAAGCCGAUGGAGGAGGAAAAGGAAGAAGCUGGCAGUGAGGAAAAAGAUCACAUUCCCCAGGAAGAUGAGAGAAGCAGUACAGAGGAAUGUCUUCCAGAGGCCAAGGAAAAAGAGAAAGAAAGCAAGCAUGUCAUCAAAAAUAUCCCGUGGACCACAGCCAAGAACUUCACAGUGGAGAAAGGACAGCAGCAAAUUGAAGAACUAAUUUCUACAUGGGACAUUCAUGAAAGCUGGCUUCACCACUCAGAAUUUCUCGAGGAAGAAGAACUGAAGGACAGCAAGAGGUACCAUUACAGAGCUUGCUGGGGCCGCCCAACACGCAGAAAACCCAUCCCACGAGCAACAGCGAGCGUCUACUUUGUUAUAGUGAUCUCCAAAUUCAAACCUGACACUGCACCUGUGGAGGUGUUCUACAGACUGGAGUCCAGCAGGCUGGUUCGGAGGCCAGAACAGUGUGAGUUUAGAGAAAAGUGGCUUCAGGACAUAAUUGAAAAUAAAAUACUGUGUGCAGAAAGACUUGCUUCCCGAUGAGCAGCUCCAAUUCACCAUUACCAGUCCUCUGUUGUGGAGAACCAAAUAAAUGGAAAAAUAAAAGCUCUUCCUUAGCAGCA
This is a messenger RNA of Motacilla alba alba, 800 nucleotides long. RefSeq names its product A-kinase anchoring protein 14 (gene AKAP14). Lineage: Eukaryota; Metazoa; Chordata; Aves; Passeriformes; Motacillidae. Bases 196 to 720 code for a protein of 174 amino acids. The transcript is spliced from 6 exons. Gene Ontology annotation, cellular component: cAMP-dependent protein kinase complex. The record is from RefSeq and is a predicted model, not a curated record. Gene Ontology annotation, molecular function: protein kinase A regulatory subunit binding.